Messenger RNA from Anguilla rostrata (American eel), 2651 nucleotides. RefSeq names its product creatine kinase U-type, mitochondrial-like. The record is from RefSeq and is a predicted model, not a curated record. Gene Ontology annotation, biological process: phosphocreatine biosynthetic process. NCBI's taxonomy places the organism in Eukaryota, Metazoa, Chordata, Actinopteri, Anguilliformes, Anguillidae. Gene Ontology annotation, molecular function: creatine kinase activity. The transcript has 9 exons. Bases 119 to 1369 code for a protein of 416 amino acids. Gene Ontology annotation, cellular component: mitochondrion.
UUUAUUUAGUAGUCGCAUCACGUAGGCUGCCGUGUCCUCAGUUCACAUUCGGAUUCAAUCCUGCUGUACACCUUCGCUGCAUCUUCCGAUCUCCUGGCUGUCGGUCAUUGCAAAUAAAAUGGCAAGCACUUUCGCCAGGAUUUUUUCUUAUAAAAGAAGCAUUCGUAUCCUCUCGUUAGUGGGAGCGGGCUCCAUAACGACUGGGCUAUUUCUAAACAAGGAGUAUGUCGACGCUGGAUCCCUUGUUAGGAGAAGGUACCCCGCCAGUGCAGAAUAUCCAGAUUUACGAAAACAUAACAACUGUAUGGCCAGUCACCUCACUCCUGCUGUCUAUGCCAAGCUGUGCGACAAAUCCACACCCAAUGGCUACACUAUAGAUGAAGCCAUUCAGACUGGAGUGGACAACCCUGGACAUCCUUUCAUUAAGACAGUGGGCAUGGUGGCAGGGGACGAAGAGUCAUAUGAGGUGUUUGCUGAACUAUUUGACCCUGUCAUCAAGGAAAGACAUAAUGGCUAUGACCCUACGACAAUGACGCACCCGACUGAUCUGGACGCAAGUAAGAUACGGUCGGGACUGUUCGAUGACCGUUACGUGCUGUCGUCCCGAGUGCGGACGGGCCGCAGCAUUCGGGGUCUGAGUCUGCCCCCCGCCUGCACGCGCGCCGAACGCAGGGAGGUGGAGCGGGUGGUGGUGGAUGCUCUCAACGGGCUCCAGGGAGAGCUGAAGGGCCAAUACUACAGCCUCUCUCAGAUGACCGAGCAGGAACAGCAGCAACUGAUUGAUGAUCACUUCCUGUUUGACAAGCCAGUUUCCCCUCUCCUUACCUGUGCAGGGAUGGCACGUGACUGGCCAGAUGCACGUGGAAUCUGGCAUAACAAUGAAAAGACCUUCCUGGUGUGGAUCAAUGAGGAGGACCACACCAGGGUCAUCUCCAUGGAGAAGGGAGGCAACAUGAAGAGGGUGUUUGAGCGCUUCUGUAUGGGACUCAAAGAGGUGGAGAGACUGAUCAUGGAAAAGGGAUGGGAGUUCAUGUGGAACGAGAAGCUGGGCUACAUCCUCACCUGCCCCUCCAACCUGGGAACAGGUCUGCGGGCCGGAGUCCACGUCAAGCUGCCUCGCCUCAGCAAGGACCCUCGCUUUGCCAAGAUCCUGGAUAAUCUGCGACUCCAGAAGCGCGGCACCGGGGGGGUGGACACGGCUGCUGUGGGCAGCACCUUCGAUAUCUCCAACUUCGACCGACUUGGCAAGUCUGAGGUUGAGCUUGUCCAGAUCGUGAUCGAUGGUGUGAACUACCUGAUCGAUUGUGAGAAGCGACUGGAGAGGGGCCAGGACAUCCGAAUCCCCCCACCCAUACCCCAGUUCAAGUAGAGGUCAGCCAGCUUGUUCCAAUGGCCUAGGGUUUGAUAUUAAGCUUCUGAAGCAUCCUUUGGGCCACUGACUGAUUAUAGCUCACCUGCACAGCAGAAAUGCUUAGUGUAAAAGUAACUUUAUCAGAGUAAUGUUUACACUGAUGGAGUACCUUUUUCUCUGAGUGAACUCUAGAAUUGAAUUAAUACUGAAUGUGUCUGUGUGUGCCUGCUUGUUUCAAUCAUAGUCAAGUCAAAUUCAAGUUUCUCCAUACAAAUGCAGAAGAACUGAUAAGGUUGUAUCCUCCCUCACAAUAUUGAGCAAGCCAGGUUAAAUAUGGAUCUCUUGUAUUUAAGGCUUAUUCCAAGUGAUGAAAAUGGAGCAACAUGUGCUCAGCUUGCACCCACUUAAAUAGCUAAAUCUACCAAUUAACACCAGUUGCUUCCAUGUCCACAAACCCCAUUGUUGGUACAAGGAAACCUUUUGCUUAUGAUAGUUUUUAAAUGAGCACUUACAGGGAAUGCAAAAAAAGAAGUAUAAACAAACAGCCCACUGUACUGUAGCUGGUGGUUUUUAUUAUGAAUAGCUACUGGUGCCGUUCCACAUUCUGUACAACGUGCACUCACUCAAACCAAAUUAGCAACAUAAAUUCUUCAAAUAGAUGUUUGAUGUAAAAUUAUAUAAAAUGUUCUGCAUGUGUACAACAAUCAGCUUGAAAUGCAUCAAAUUACAGUAGCUCAAACUAGUUCUAUGUGCAAAUGUCUGUAUCUUGCUUGCUACAACUGUGCUGUUAUCUUAGAGCUCACAAACAUUUGUGGUUCCUUUACUUCUUUCUUGAGAAGAAAUAAUCAACAGAAUCUUUUAAAAUUUUAGGUAGAUGGUCUAUUUGAAGAAUUUUUAGCUUUUUGCUGCUAGCUCUUAUAAGAGAAUGAAAUAAGAGAAUGAUUGAGCGCACAUUAGACAAUAGUGUGAGCAGGAUGCACUGCAGUUAGUGAUAUCCAGCUGGCCCACAGAAUGUGCUAAUACAGAUUUACUGACUUUGCAGUAGCUGGCUGUGGCUUCCUUAUCAGUUUCUUUUCCUAUCAUUUUAUUCUUAUCCAAUAAGACAAGUUAAGAGAACGUCUUACUUGUCCAAACAACAAAAUUUUGCUUGGCCACUCAAAGAAAAGUUAAUGUCAAACCCUACGUCUUUUGUGGCUACUAUGGCAAGUAUGUACUGUAUAUGUUUAAACAACUUAUCAUGUAUUCCAAAAAUGCACAGACUGAAAACACUGGUAUUCAAUAAACUCCACUGUAACAGUAA